AAGAUAUAUAUGAGUUACAUUCAUAAUUUUAAGGAAAAGAAAUAGUUGGUGUAUGCUCCUCGUAAUAUCAUCUUAUCUAUAACAACUACAAGAAGCUUACAUUGCUGCUACUAAAAUACAAAAUUGUUGGAAGUCAUUUUUCAAGAUAUCAAAAUGGAGUGUUCGCUGCAGAAACAGCUUUUCAACAACGGAGAUAAGCUCUUUAGUUCUCGACAUAACCGACGGGUUUCGAUAGAACAAGUCCAUGUGACAGAUUCUCUUUCCGUAAACUCGAUAAACCUGUUUCAUAAACCUAUAUGUUAUCCAAUAUCAUCCAUCAUCACUUCAAGAAAGAGCAAAAGCCAUUUUAGUGUUUGUGCAACAAGGAGAAGAAGGGUGCAUUCGAACUCGGAUACAUACGUACUGUUAGAGGCAGGACAAGAUGAGCAGUUUGUGACGGAAGACGAACUCAAGGCUAAGCUCAGAGGGUGGCUCGAAAAUUGGCCGGUGAACUCUUUGCCACCAGACCUGGCUAGGUUCGAUGACCUUGAUGAAGCCGUAGAUUUCUUGGUUAAAGCUGUAUGUGAACUAGAAAUUGAUGGAGAAGUGGGUUCUGUUCAAUGGUACCAAGUUCGUCUUGAGUAAUUAAAUAAACGUAUUAUGUGUUUUGAAUGUAACAAGCACAUCUGUUUAAUCUAGUAGUUUGGUUUGUUCUUUAAUAGAUAAUUGCUAUUGUUGUGGAUGUCAAAAUCUUGUGUGUUGGUUUUAAUAAUCGUCAAAGAGAAUUAGGGUCAUAGCUUUCGUAAAUAAGAAGACACUACUCGAACUAAACAAUAUGCGAGUUUGAUUCUUUCAUCUUUGAUAGUCGGCACUAAAUAUCCAAAUAAAAAUAAAGAUUUUUUAGUCUCACCUUUAAAU
This is a messenger RNA of Arabidopsis thaliana (thale cress), 897 nucleotides long. It is a transcript of the gene CRR7, whose product is annotated as chlororespiratory reduction 7. Gene Ontology annotation, cellular component: chloroplast. The record is from RefSeq and is marked reviewed. The coding region runs from base 154 to 624 and encodes 156 amino acids. NCBI's taxonomy places the organism in Eukaryota, Viridiplantae, Streptophyta, Magnoliopsida, Brassicales, Brassicaceae. The transcript has 3 exons.